GGUAGCACUAGGCAAGUGCAGAGUGGGCGUUGUGGGAUGACUCUUCAGGUUGAUAUUCAGUUUCCACAAAGAUUUAAGGUGUGGCGAAACAUUCUCCGGUUCAACCUAAAAGCAGAGAAACUUCCUUUUGUCAUCAUGUCUUUAUGGGAUGACUUGGAGUCGCUUGUGAGUGCACCUUCUUCCUUCACAGCAAAGCCUGGGGAGAGGGGAACCAUCAAGCCCAUACCCAACUUUAAUGCAGGAGGCGAUGCUAAGGCUCUGAAGAAGGCCAUGAGAGGACUUGGCACCGAUGAGAAGACUUUGAUUGACAUUUUGACCCAUCGGAGCAGCGCUCAGAGGCAGCUCAUCUGUGAAGCUUAUCAGAAAGACACUGGCAAAGCAUUAGUGAAGGACCUGAAAGGAGAAACCGGCGGUAGCUUUGAGGAGGUGCUGGUGGCGCUCGUCACCCCCCCUGCAGUGUUCGACUGCCAUGAAGUGAUCCAGGCCAUAAAAGGAGCUGGGACUACAGAAAAGGUCUUGAUUGAAAUCUUUGCCUCCAGAUCCAACGAGCAAAUCAAAGCUCUCUCUGAUGCUUAUUUCAACGAAAAAAAGAAAACGUUGAUUCAAGAUCUGAAGGGGGAAGUUUCCGGAGACGUUUCCAAAGUGCUGCUGCUCCUGGCCGAGGGCAAGAGGGCCGCGGACACCACAGUAAACAUGGAGAAGGCAAAAGAAGACGCCAAGACCCUUUACAAUGCUGGGGAGAAGACGUUUGGCACCGAUGAAUCUAAAUUCAUUGAAAUCCUCUGCCAGAGAAGUAUAUCUCAACUGAGGCAAACUCUUGUUGAAUACAAGAACAUCAGCGGAAAGACUCUGCAGCAAAGCAUCGAAAGCGAGAUGUCAGGGAACCUGGAGAAGCUGCUGGUGGCGAUCGUGAAAUGCGUGAAGAGCGUACCGGCCUACUUUGCUGAACAGCUGUACAUGAGUAUGAAGGGUGGUGGAACAGACGAGCAGACUCUGACCCGGAUCAUGGUGAGCCGGUCCGAGAUCGAUCUGAUGGACAUCAGAGCCGAGUUCAAGAAACUCUACAAAUACUCACUGCACUCUGCCAUCAAGUCAGAUCUGUCGGACAGCUAUGGGGAGUGUGUGAACGCCAUCUGUGGAGGAGACGAUUAACGCCUGAGUUCUACCGUACCGUACGCCGGGAAGAAAAUCUGCCUGCUCCUGAACUCACGCUGUCGUUCUCUGAUACUUCCAAUUUACCUUCAACUCCAAACUACUACCUAAUAACGUGUUUUACAGACAGCUUUGAAAGACAGACGUCAUGUGGAAAUCAUGAAAGGACAGGGAAAAGUCUGGACAAGCAUGCAGUUCAUCAAAGAUAGAUUUCUUUUGGAAAUGAAAACAUCGGUUGAAGUUUUAAUAUAAAAUUCUGUUUUGUUUCAGUCUGAUUGCGGAGGGGAUUAUGAAAAGACUCUGCUUCCAAUUUGUGGAGGAGAUGACUAACAUCGACAUGUUGUGGUUUUUUUUAGCAAUUUUCCAUGUAUACAUACUUUAUUGAUGUUAAUUUUCUUCUGCCAGUGAAUUAUUCUUUAAAUAUUGAAGAUGUUUUUAUGACUUUCUGAUUGGGUAAAUAGUUAUAAUUUAGGCUAAAUGCAACAAAUUAACAAAUCCAUCAAUAAAAACAAUCAUUAAAUAAUGACAUGAAUGCUUUAUUCGGUAGAUUUCUCAUUCAUCAAAUGUUUAUUUCAGUUGUUCACAUAAAACAACAUUAAGAGACUAUUUACUGUGUCCCUCAUUUUUGAAUAAUUUAAUAUUUCCUCUAAAGUUUACUACAAAUAGCUACAUACAUUUUUACACAGUCAUAUUAAUUAUAUAAUUUGAUUACUUGCUUGCAUAAUGUAGAAAGUGCACAGCAGGUCCGCUGGACCUUUGAAUUCCAUAAAUAAAACAGUUAAUUAUUAUUUAGGACGGUUUAAAUUUAUGUUGUUCCCUAUAAUUAGUAGAUAGAAGAUAUUACUAUUAUUAUAGUCGAGAGAAGAUAUAACUGUAGUGUGUGGUGUGUACUUAGAAAUCAAGUAAUUCACUCGUUAACACAGUAAUGUGGCUGUUGUAGUCCUGUCAGUAAUAAGACAAAUUACUACAUUUUACCCUGUGUCACUCUUCGUCUUCAUCAUUAUCGUAUUCAGCUUUUUACUUUUUUGUCUGAUUCUUUAAUCUGUGUAACUUCCAAAAGAACAAUAAAAAAA
Molecule: messenger RNA, 2225 nt
Organism: Etheostoma spectabile (orangethroat darter)
Lineage: Eukaryota; Metazoa; Chordata; Actinopteri; Perciformes; Percidae
Gene: anxa3a
Product: annexin A3a
Exons: 14
Coding region: 37-1152 (371 amino acids)
Cellular component (GO): plasma membrane; vesicle membrane; cytoplasm
Molecular function (GO): phosphatidylserine binding; calcium-dependent phospholipid binding; calcium ion binding
Source: RefSeq, a predicted model, not a curated record